AUUUUGUUAGAUUUGUAACAACUGAAAGGAGAUAUGGCAGAUACAGUUGUGAAUUUUCUGGUAGAGAAUUUGUUGCAGCUAUUAACUGAAAAUGUGAAGCUAAUUGGAGGUGCAAAGGGAGAAUUGGAAAAUCUACUUAAAAUUGCUCAACAACUCAAAGCUUUUUUAGAUGAUGCCGCAAAAUACGGAUACACGAAUAGUGAGCAGUGGAAAGUUUUGGUGAUAGAAAUACAUAAAACUGUGCACAGAGCUGAAGAUGCCAUUGAUAAGUUUCUGGUUCAAGCAAAGCUGCAUCAAGAUAAAAAUACGAUGGGAAGGAUAUUUGAUUGGCCACGCAAUUUGAUUAAAGUUAGGAAUCUUGCUGCUGAGAUUAAAGGUAUACAUGAUCAAGUCAAAGAACUUCGUAAAAACAAUCAAGCACUUCAGGCAACCCCUGUUCUUGAGCUCCCUAAAAAAGGGGAAAUAACUCAGGGUCCUUCUUUGGAGAAUGACGCAGUGGUCGGGUUUGAUGACGAAGCUAAUAAAGUGAUCAAGCGACUUGUUGAAGGACCGAUGGAAAGUGUCGAUAUUAUCCCAGUGGUGGGGAUGCCCGGACUUGGAAAAACUACACUGGCAAGAAAAAUCUAUAAUGAUUCUAAGCUUACAUAUGAAUUUUACAGCAUUGUUUGGGUUUACGUCGGUCAGGAAUGCAAAGCAAAGGAUAUUUAUCUUAGGAUUCUUAAAUUCUUCAAAAAAAACAUAGAAGAUCAUCUCAAUGAUGAUGUGGACACAUUGGCUAAGGCAAUAGGUGGUUAUAUCAAGAAAGGAGGUAGAUGUCUCAUUGUUUUAGAUGAUGUGUGGGAAGACGAAGUCAUUGAUCAUGUAAGGAAAGUUUUCGCAGAAAACAAGAAGGGUCAUCGGAUUAUGAUGACCACACGUGACUUACGUGUUGCUAAAUUUGCCAAUUCAGAACCUCAUGUGCUGAAAUUCUUGAAGACAGAAGAAAGUUUUGAAUUGUUGGUAAUGAGAGUUUUUGGCAAGGGAAGUUGUCCAAAUGAAUUAGUGGUAACUGGGAAAAAAAUUGCAGAAAAAUGUGGUGGAGUACCACUUGUAGUAGUGGUAAUUGCAGGAGCAUUAAGAGGUCGUUCGGACAAAAAGGAUUGGGAAAGAGUUGACAAAAAUGUGGUGCAACAUUUUGGUGAGCAUACCGAAGAUAGCUGCCUGAAAUUUGUGAAGAUGAGUUAUGAUCAUUUGCCCGGAGAAGUGCAGAUGUGCUUCUUGUAUUGUGGUGUCUUUCCUCGAGGCUUUGAUAUCCCUUGUUGGAAAUUGAUUCGUUUGUGGAUAGCAGAGGGGUUGAUAAAGCCACAGCCUGAGUUCACACUAGAGGAGAUAGCAGAGUUUUAUUUGACAGAUCUUCUCAACAGAAAUUUAGUAAUAAUAAUGCAAAAGAGGUCUGAUGGUCAAAUAAAAACAUGUCGUCUUCACGACAUGUUGUAUCAGUUCUGCAAAAAGGAGGCUAGUAACAAAUGGCUUUUUCAAGAACCUGAUCAAUCUAAACUGGACCCAGAUACUUGCCGUCGAUUGUGUAUUCAACCAUCUAAUCUGUCUGACUUUCUCUCCACAACACCUGUUGCAGAACAUGUCAGAUCUUUCUAUUGUUUUUCCUCAAAACAAAAACCAAUUGAGUUGUCUCCUAAUGAAAUCAAACUCAUUCACAAAGCCUUUCCACUUAUGAGAGUCUUGGAUGUUGAAUCUCUCAAGUUUAUUUUCUCCAAAGACUUCAACCAAUUAUUUCAUUUGAGGUAUAUUGCUAUCUCAGGUGACUUUAAGGCCCUCCCUCCUACCUUUGGUAAAUUCUGGAAUUUACAAACUCUAAUACUUAAUACAAGUACCUUAGAACCCACUCUUGAAGUAAAACCAGAAAUAUGGAACUUGUUACAGUUGAGGCAUCUCCACACCAACAUACCUGCAAAAUUGCCAUCCCCGACUACCACCACAGGUAAACCUUCUUGUCUACAGACUCUUUCUAUGGUUGCGCCAGAAAGUUGUGAGAAAGAUGUGCUAGCAAAGGCGUGUAAUGUAAGAAAAUUGAGCAUUCGAGGGCAAAUGGCGGCAUUUCUUGGUGCUUACAAGGGUGGUAUCAACAAUCUUGUAGAGCUACAGUGUCUGGAACAUUUAAAAUUGUUGAAUGAUGUUCUUUUCAUAAAUAAAACACUUCACCUUCCACUAGCAUUCUCCAAACUGGUACGUACGGUGAAGAAGUUAACUCUGACAAACACAAGGUUUGCUUGGAGUGAGGCGGAUAAAUUGGGGACAUUGGAAUCUCUUGAGGUCCUAAAGUUUAAAGAAAAUGCAUUCACGGGUGAAUUCUGGAAGCCAAAGAGUGGAUUUAGCGCACUCCAAGUCUUGUGGAUUGAAAGGUCAGAAUUAGAAUCUUGGGAGGCUUCGGUUAUUAACUUCCCCAUGCUUAGGCAACUUGUUCUUAUCUCUUGUGAUAAGCUUGAUGAUGUGCCACUUGAGCUGGCUGAUAUACCUAGUCUUCAAGAGAUGAGGCUGGAUAACACAAGCAAAGCAGUACAAUCCGCAAAAAAUGUUCGAGAUAGCAAGACAUCUAAAAGCAUGAAACUCAAGCUAAGCAUAUUCCCUCCUGAAAAUGAAUCCAAGGUUGCACAGUGAUAUUGAAAGGAGAGAACUUGGACAUUGAGCUUGCUGGAAGCCAGGGGUCAUCAGACAAAUAGCUAACUGGAGUAUUGUCAUUUUGAAAUAACGCUAGGUCUGCUGCAUUUCGAGUUCCCCUUUAUGUGGAUUGUUUUUUUUUUCUCGGUUGUGAAACUGUUUGCAUCUUUCCUAUUCUGUUAUGGUUGUAUUUGCUUUGUUUCGUUCGUGUAAAACUCUUGUUUUAAUCUAUCACUGUUUUUGUUGAAA
Molecule: messenger RNA, 2904 nt
Organism: Solanum verrucosum
Lineage: Eukaryota; Viridiplantae; Streptophyta; Magnoliopsida; Solanales; Solanaceae
Product: putative late blight resistance protein homolog R1B-23
Exons: 3
Coding region: 34-2655 (873 amino acids)
Biological process (GO): defense response to other organism
Molecular function (GO): ADP binding
Source: RefSeq, a predicted model, not a curated record